Staurois parvus is the source of this 298-nucleotide messenger RNA. Lineage: Eukaryota; Metazoa; Chordata; Amphibia; Anura; Ranidae. The record is from the annotation of a GenBank genome assembly.
AUGGGGCCCCUGUGUCCUUGCUCAAACUCAAAAAAGCCUAUGAAAAAGGUACCAGGGGCAUCUCAUGGGGCCCCCUACUGACCCUGGGCCCGAGUUUCCAAAUGGGGAUCAUGGGGCCCCUGUAUCCUUGCCCAAGCUCAAAAAAGCCUAUGAAAAAGGUACCAGGGGCAUCUCAUGGGGCCCCCUACUGACCCCGGGCCCUCGGGCAGUGCCCGAGUUUCCAAAUGGUCAGUCUGCCCCUGGCUGGGACCAAACCCGGGCAGAUCCAAGAACACUGAAGCUCCAGAUACGGUGCACU